AUGCGUUCGUUUGUGAAGGCCAACGUUGAUUUCUCCUCUGCAGAGAGAAAGGAGGACUAUAUACACUCUCUGCCAGAGUUGGUUGACUUCAAUGCUGUUCAAAACCCCAAUCACCUUCUUUGCAUCCAGGCCCGAUCAAACGCGCCAUGGGUCAAAAUCACCAAUGCUCAAUUCAAGGUCGCGAUUGACCAAUGCGCCACAUGGAUUGCGGAAAACGUCAAGCUGCCCAAGGCCAGGACAAAGCAUGAUCUUACAGGGAGACUGCCGGUUGCUCUGCUGAUGGAGAGUGACUUUGGUCUCCUGGUGCACCAGUUCGCUCUUGUGUCUAUGGGCAUUCCCCCACUUGUCCUCUCCGCUCGUCUGAGUCCUGAAGCCAUCUUCCACCUCCUGCGAAGUACUGAAGCUUCAUCUCUCAUUGUUUCUCAAAGGGUCGCCAUGAUCACCAAAGGAGCUUUCGGGAAUGUCAAGACCAGUGACUUUCAUGUUGCUCAGCCGUACAGCACUUUCUGCAAUGUCCCGGCAGACAAAAGCGUCAGGAAGCAGUCGGUUUACCCGGAUAACAUUGACGCCAACAUUGUGCUUCUGCACUCCUCUGGAACUACAGGCCUUCCGAAGCCAAUCGCUCUGAGCCACAGACAGCUCAUGUUUUCCGUCAGUCACGGUGACUUCGAAACAGAAGAGGAGGCUCAAGGAAUUGUCAUCUCUACAUUGCCCCUGUUCCAUGGCUUCGGGCUUCUUGCACCAGGACUCUCGAUGGCUAUUGGAAAGACAGUGUGCUUUCCCGCCUCGGACGAAGUUCCCGAUGCUCAAUCAAUUGUCGAUCUUAUCAACAUGUCUGGCGCAACUGGCAUGCUGACUGUGCCUUUCCUUCUCGAAAACAUGGCUGCUCUGCCGAACGGAACCGGUCUGAGGGCUCUGGCCAAAUUGGACUUUGUUGGAACCGGAGGAAGUGCUCUGAGUGCUGACUUCGGAGUAUCUGCGUCAGCUGCGGGCGUCAAGCUACUGAACCUCUACGGGACAACUGAAACGGGCCCGUUGACGAAGACAUUUGCGCCUAAAUCGGGUUACGACUGGAAAUACUUCAGACUCCGACAGGAUAUGCUGUUCAAGGUCACGGAGCUCCCCCCAGUUGACGGCGAGAAAAGGUUCAGGCUGACGGUAUUCCCAUUUGGUGCCGAUAAGCCAUUCGAGAUUGCCGAUCAACUCAUUCGAAGCGAGAAGUUCCCCGAGACGGAUUUUGCCGCUGUCGGACGCGACGACGAUGUCGUUGUUCUUGCAACUGGCGAGAAGGUCAACCCAUUAUUAUUGGAAACCGCCCUGACUGAUUCUGGACUGGUCAAAUCAGCGAUUGUAUUUGGCGAGAACCAGUUCCAGAUAGGUGUCGUCGUCGAGCCUGCAACUCCUCUAAAUCCCGACCAGAAGGAGGAAUUCAGGAAAAAGAUUUGGCCUAUCAUUGUACGCGUAGGAGAACGCAUGGACACCACCGCGAGAAUCUACUCGCCCAAUGCCGUGAUUGUCGUUCCGUCAUCCGUCACAAUCCCGAGAACCGACAAAGGAUCAAUUGCUCGAAAAGAGGUCUUCCAACUGCUCGAAAAGGAAAUUUCACAGGUUUAUGAGGACCUCGAGAACGGCUCCAUUGAAGAAACACCACUCGACUACGAUAAACUCGAGCAAGAACUCAAGGGACUGAUUCAGAAAAGACUCAAACUGAGAGUCCAUCCUGGGAAAUGGACAGUUGAUGACAACUUGUUUCAUCUGGGCCUCGACUCUCUACAAGCCACAACGCUGCGACGCAUCCUUCUUUCAGCUGCUUCAAAAACGCCUCCAGACGUCAUUGGGAAAGAUUUUAUCUAUGUAAAUCCCUCCGUCAAAGCCAUCGCAAACGCUCUGAGACCCGCCAACGGCCCCAUUGGCACGGAGAGCGCAUCGGUUGCACAGGAAGUAGAUGAUUAUGCCCAGCAGUAUUCCAUCAAGGGCUUUGAAGUGCAAGAUAUAGUGCCAAAAGCUUCUCCCAAGCUUAUCCGGGGAGCAGUGGUGCUUCUGACAGGCAGCUCAGGUGGCCUGGGAUCCCACGCGCUGGGGAAACUUGCCGAGUCCACCCAAGUUGCCAAGAUCGUCUGCUUGCAACGAAAGCGGCCAGGCACCGUCAUCAACCCCAUUCCAGGGGCAGCCAAGGUCGACAGAGCCUCUAUUGAAGCCAAGGGCAUUAAAUUGACCGACGAUCAAUGGGCAAAGAUUACGGCGCUAGAAAUUGAUCCAACCAUAGACAACUUGGGGCUUCCUGCGAUGGUCAUGGGCAUGGUGUCGAAGACGGUCACCCAUAUCUUGCACGCAGCUUGGCCCAUGGAUUUCCACAUGCGGCUGCCAUCCUUCGGCUACCAGUUUUCAUAUCUCAAGAAUCUUUUGAGAAUCGCUGUUCAAGCGCCGCAAAAGGUCCGUUUUCUCUUUGUCUCGUCCAUUUCCGCCCUCGCCAAGCUAGGGCUCAUCACUCCUGGAAGACCCAUCCCAGAAGAGCCCCUGGAUGUGGAAAGCGCCGCCUGUGGCAUCGGAUACGCCGAUGCAAAGUUGGUUUGUGAGAAGAUUCUCGAAGAGGCAGCCUCACUCUACAAUAGCAAUGUGGAGGUAGUAAUCGCCCGAUGCGGACAGCUGAGUGGCGCUCGGAAGACGGGAGCGUGGAACGUCAGUGAGCAGAUUCCUAUGCUUAUCCGCACCUCUCAGGGCCUAGGAAUUCUGCCCAUAUUGGAAGGAACUGUUUCCUGGAUCCCGGUAGAUGAUGCUGCAGCAACGGUGGCAGAACUUCUAUUCGCGCCAGACGCUCCAGGCCUGGUCACGCACGUAGAGAACCCGGUCAGACAGUCCUGGUCCGAGGUCUUUCAGAUCAUCGGUAACGAGCUCCGCAUCACAAAGACGCUCUCCUUUGACGACUGGCUGGGGGAGGUCACAUCAACGGCCGAAAGGGACGUCGAGGAUUAUCCCGUAAGGAAGCUGUACGAGUUCUUCAAGCUUUAUUUCCGUAUCGCGUCUUCAGGGGCAGUUGUCAUGGGGACUGAUAUGAGCCGCAAGAACUCAGCUACACUACGUUGUCUCAAGGCCCUGGACAGAGGAACCAUUGCUGGAUAUGUUAGGUACUGGAGAUCGGUAGGCUAUCUGAGGCAGUGA
Messenger RNA from Trichoderma reesei QM6a, 3159 nucleotides. RefSeq lists its product as uncharacterized. Bases 1 to 3159 code for a protein of 1052 amino acids. NCBI's taxonomy places the organism in Eukaryota, Fungi, Ascomycota, Sordariomycetes, Hypocreales, Hypocreaceae. The record is from RefSeq and is a predicted model, not a curated record. The transcript has 3 exons.